GAAAAGGAAAAUCACUAUUGAACUUUGAUGGCUGCAAUGGAUCCUAUAGACAUCAGUUCAUCUGAUAGUGAUAUGGAGAUAGGCGAAGCUAGGCAAUCAGAAACAUUGCAUAGGCAAUCAAGCAAUUUGAGAAUUCUUCCCCCAUGGGGAACCAAUCAUAGCAUAAAGUCAGGGAGUACAGGUUAUGGUGGGCAAUCUCGAACGGCUCUUUCUCAAGAAAGGGCUAAUGCUUCGGAUGCAAGCACUUCAAACGCAAAUAAUCAUUCACAGACAAAAAUGCAGAUGCUUCCUGGUUCUAGGGAAGACAAUCAAGGUUCAAACCGACAUGCGGGCCGAGCAGAGGAUUCUAAUUAUUUUUCUGGGAAUGGGAAUGUGGGUCAGCUUCAAACUGUUAAUUCUCGGAUUGCUAAUAUUUCCUCUGCAGAUUUUGAAAAAAUUUCAUCCCAGCAGGCUUUGAAGAGGACUCUUCCUGCAUUUUCUCAGCCAUGUGCACCAAGUACAAAAUCAAAAUAUUUAGUGGAAAAUGUGAGCAGCAGUCAGAUUCAUGAUGCAUAUGGAAAUUCUUAUAAUUUAGCUGGACCAGGUGCAACCAAUGGUGAGGGCUAUAUGAGAGACUAUUAUUUGAAGGGCAAAGACGAUGACAUUAUGAUGUAUGAGAAUAAUGGGAAUAGGGUUCUACCUUCUUCUUUGAUGCAUGGAAAGAAUUUUUCCUCGGCACAAUUUGGUGGUCCAAGUGACUCAGUCUACCGUUCAGGUCUCACCGAAGAAAGAGCUGUUGGAAGUGAUGAAAGAUUGAUUUAUGAAGCAGCAGUAGAGGAACUUAAUCAGCCAAAAGUUGAAGCUACUCUACCUGAUGGUCUUUUGUCUGUCUCUCUCCUAAGACAUCAGAGGAUUGCAUUGGCGUGGAUGCUUCAGAAGGAAACAAGAAGUCUGCAUUGUUUAGGUGGAAUUUUAGCUGAUGACCAGGGCCUUGGUAAAACCAUCUCAAUAAUUGCCCUUAUACAAAUGCAGAAGUUUUUGCAAUCAAAGUCAAAAACAACAUCCAAUCACAAACCUGAAGCGUUGAAUUUGGAUGAUGAUGAUAAUGAUGGUGCUGUUUCAGAAAAGGCCAAGCAGACCGAAGAAUCUGAUGAAAUUAAACCAGUCCCAGAAGCAAGCACCUCUACUCGUGCAUUCAGUCGUCGGAGGCCAGCUGCUGGUACAUUGGUUGUGUGUCCAGCUACUGUUCUCCGACAGUGGGCCAGGGAGCUGGAUGAUAAAGUUUCAGAUGAGGCCAAACUUUCUGUCCUCAUCUACCAUGGAGGCAGUAGGACCAAGGAUCCUGUUGAGCUAGCCAAUUAUGAUGUGGUUCUGACGACAUAUUCUAUUGUUACUAAUGAAGUUCCAAAACAACCUUUAGUUGAUGAAGAUGAGGGUGAAGAAAACAAUGGGGACGUGUAUGGAGUAUCAUCCGUAUUUUCAAUCAAUAAGAAGAGAAAAAAGAUAUCUAAUGUUAGCAAGAAGGGAAAGAAGGGUACAAAAGAAAAUGGUUCUUCCAUUGAUUGUGGUUGGGGUACACUUGCCAAAGUAGCUUGGUUUAGGGUGGUACUAGAUGAAGCUCAAACAAUAAAGAAUCACCGCACUCAAGUUGCUCGAGCCUGCUGCAGCCUUCGAGCCAAAAGAAGGUGGUGCUUAUCUGGAACACCAAUACAGAAUGCAAUUGAUGAUUUGUACAGCUACUUCAGGUUUUUAAGAUAUGAUCCAUAUGCUGCAUAUAAGUCUUUCUACAAUACCAUAAAGAUUCCAAUAUCAAGAAAUUCACUUCAUGGUUACAUGAAGCUUCAAGUUGUGCUGAAGGCUAUAAUGCUGCGCCGUACAAAAGAAACAAAGAUAGACAACGAGCCUAUAAUUAAUCUGCCUCCAAAAUCAACCUACUUGAAAAAGGUGGACUUCUCAACCGAGGAGUGGGGUUUCUAUAGGAAGCUAGAAUCUGAUUCUCACAAGAAAUUCAAGGCUUAUGCUGAUGCUGGCACAGUUAACCAAAACUAUGCAAAUAUUCUUUUGAUGCUUCUACGCCUUCGUCAGGCUUGUGACCACCCACUUCUUGUCAAAGGGUAUAAUUUUGACUCUGUUGGAAAAUUUUCUGUAGAAAUGGCAAAGAGACUCCCUAGGGAUAUGUUGAUUGAUCUGUUGAGCCGCCUGGAAACUUCCUCAGCUAUCUGCUGUGUAUGCAGUGAUCCACCUGAGGACUCUGUUGUUACGAUGUGUGGCCAUGUUUUCUGCUACCAGUGUGUAUCAGAAUAUACAACAGGCGACGACAAUACGUGCCCUGCGCCUAAAUGUAAAGAACAACUUGGUCCUGAUGUCGUGUUUUCAAAAGUUUCUCUUACAAGUUGUCUCUCUGAUGAUGUUGGUGCUGGUUCAAUGGAUUCUGAAUUCACUGAAAGAUCAAUGAUUCUCCAGGAUGAGUUUUGUUCAGCAAAAAUAAGAUCUGUUCUUGAGAUUCUGCUAUCUCAUUGUAAAUUAAAUAGUUCAAUCUUAGAAUUACAUGGUCCCACAGGAAGCAGUAGAACAUUUGCAGAAGGUGUUCUUGAUGCUGAGGAGACAACAUUAUAUUCAGAGUCACCAACUAAAGGACCAAUAAAAUCAAUUGUCUUCUCCCAGUGGACUAGGAUGUUGGAUUUAGUAGAAUUUUCUCUGAAUCAGCAUUGCAUACAAUAUCGGAGGCUUGAUGGCACGAUGACUUUACCUUCACGAGAUAGGGCUGUUAAAGAUUUCAACACUGAUCCUGAGAUUACUGUGAUGCUGAUGUCUUUAAAAGCAGGAAAUCUUGGUUUGAACAUGGUUGCUGCAUGUCAUGUUAUACUUUUGGAUCCUUGGUGGAAUCCAACUACGGAAGAUCAAGCUGUUGAUCGAGCACACAGAAUUGGACAGACUCGUCCUGUUACUGUAACUCGGAUCACUAUUAAAGAUACUGUAGAAGAUAAAAUAAUAAGCCUCCAGGAAGAAAAAAGAAAAAUGGUCGCUUCUGCUUUUGGUGAAGAUCAUGGUGGAGGAGGAGCAAGUCGCCUAACUGUGGACGAUCUCAAAUUUUUAUUUACGGGAGUACAGUUACCACGGUGACUUUUAUAUUCUUGCAGCCUCCCGUAUUUCUUAAUUAUAUUUUGUCUAGGAAGUUUUGAGAGUCAAAACUUUGACUCCCAUUCAACCAAGAUAUGAGGGAUCUGUGGCUGCACUUGUAGGUCCUGCCAAUAUAGUGGCUCAUUUAGGACUCUGAUGGGUGUUGGUAUAUCUUUUUUUAGAUGGUAAUUUUGGUG
Molecule: messenger RNA, 3296 nt
Organism: Pistacia vera
Lineage: Eukaryota; Viridiplantae; Streptophyta; Magnoliopsida; Sapindales; Anacardiaceae
Product: helicase-like transcription factor CHR28
Exons: 10
Coding region: 28-3102 (1024 amino acids)
Molecular function (GO): ATP binding; ATP-dependent chromatin remodeler activity; metal ion binding
Source: RefSeq, a predicted model, not a curated record